AUGACUUCUUCGAAUCCUCUCAAUGCCGACUAUGCAUGGCCACUGUACGGCGACGAGCCUAUUGAAGGCGCAUUCGAACUGGAUACCGCCUCCGGCAUCGAUGAAGCAGUCGCCAAGAGCGUCACACGUCCAUGGCUUUUUGGCUUCAAGCCUACCAUUUCCUCGUCGGUUAGAAGGGCUAUUUUGAUUUUAGGCGGAGGCGGAUACGUCGAGCUCAUUGUCGGAAGAGAAGGCGUCCAGGUGGCGAGAUGGUUGGCAGGGCUCGGAUUCCACGCCUUCGUGCUAGUUCAUCGCUUCCCAAACAAGGACACGGGAAGUCAGGCGCCGGUAGAUGAUGCAAGGCGGGCGUUGAAUUUGAUUCAAGAGAAAGGAUUCGCGCAAGAGAGUCUGGCGGUAUGCGGUCUUUCGUCUGGUGGCCAUCUCGCUGGAUCUUUACUUUCAGAAUACCCUACCUGCUGGAGCAACCCAGAUGCGAAUAGCGAUUUACCAAAGCUUGAUUUUGCCAUCAUCGGCUAUGCGCCUAUCUCCACAAACGCAAAGGGUCGUCAAAUCGUCGCACACAAGCCAGCGUUGGAGCCGCCCGAGAAACAGGCACUUUAUGAUACGAUGCAGCCAGACGCACAGUUGAAGAGGAGGGUACCACCAACUUUCAUUGUUUAUGCUGGAAAUGAUCCCAUUGUGCCUGUCACGAACGCAUACAGGCUUGCUGAAGGUAUCACGAAAGCUGGUGCGGCCGUUGAGCUUCAUGUCUUCUCAGAUGCGCCGCAUGGGUUUGCUUUAGACACCCCUGGGCUGCCGGUUAGCGAGUGGCCGGUCAUGUGUGAGAGUUGGCUGAAGCAGGCUGGUUUCCUCAAAUAA
Messenger RNA from Alternaria atra, 858 nucleotides. RefSeq lists its product as uncharacterized. Lineage: Eukaryota; Fungi; Ascomycota; Dothideomycetes; Pleosporales; Pleosporaceae. The transcript has a single exon. The record is from RefSeq and is a predicted model, not a curated record. Bases 1 to 858 code for a protein of 285 amino acids. Gene Ontology annotation, molecular function: hydrolase activity.